This is a messenger RNA of Corvus hawaiiensis (hawaiian crow), 564 nucleotides long. RefSeq names its product U1 small nuclear ribonucleoprotein A-like. The transcript has 3 exons. Gene Ontology annotation, cellular component: U1 snRNP. Gene Ontology annotation, biological process: mRNA splicing, via spliceosome. The coding region runs from base 34 to 450 and encodes 138 amino acids. Lineage: Eukaryota; Metazoa; Chordata; Aves; Passeriformes; Corvidae. The record is from RefSeq and is a predicted model, not a curated record. Gene Ontology annotation, molecular function: U1 snRNA binding.
UGGCUAACCGUGGCUCUCCGGGCUCGCCAGGGGAUGCCGCCGCUGGCACAGCCGCCGCGGUUGCUGCCGCACUUGCCGGGGCAGCCGCCCUACAUCCCCCCCCCGGGCAUGAUCCCGCCGCCCGGAAUGGCGCCGCAGGCCGCGAUCCCGCCGGGAAUGGCGCCGCAGGCCGGGAUGGCGCCCAUGGGCGCCCCGCAGCCCCUCUCGGAGAACCCCCCGAACCACAUCCUGUUCCUGACCAACCUCCCCGAGGAGACCAACGAGCUCAUGCUCUCCAUGCUCUUCAACCAGUUCCCGGGCUUCAAGGAGGUUCGCCUGGUGCCCGGGCGCCACGACAUCGCCUUCGUGGAGUUCGACACCGAGGUGCAGGCGGGCGCCGCCCGCGAGGCCCUGCAGGGCUUCAAGAUCACCCAGAGCAACGCCAUGAAGAUCUCCUUCGCCAAGAAGUGAGCCCCGCGCCGGGCCAGGGGCCCUGGGCAGCGCCAGAGCCCCGAAAACCGACCCUAAAUACCCCAAAACCACCCCAAAGUACCCCAGAUCCUCAAAAACCGCCCCAAAGUACCC